This is a messenger RNA of Moneuplotes crassus, 3323 nucleotides long. The record is from the annotation of a GenBank genome assembly. NCBI's taxonomy places the organism in Eukaryota, Ciliophora, Spirotrichea, Euplotida, Euplotidae.
AUGGAAACCCGAGCAAUUACUUGAGACAUAAAAGGAUGCGGUUGCAAACCCAUUUGGAAUCAAAUUGGUAUGGAUGGGACCAGAAGGUUUUGUAUCUGGCAUUGAGAUUUAAAACGGAAGAAAAAUCAGUGAGAAGAACUACAAAAUUGAAUGGUGGAUAUGUUUGCGAUAACAGAGGAGGAUGUUCAAUUUAUAGAAAAGGCACAGGAGGUGUUUGAACAAGUCUUUACUCAGAAGAAGGAAAGGGAGAAGGACAAGUUGAAUCUGAAGUAUUAUAACUUAUUAAAUAGAUAUCUUAAGAGGAUAUUUAAGUCUUUAUUAAGGAAAUGUAGAAAGUGGAGAGAAUUUAAUUUGAGAUGGGAUAAAGAAGUAAUGCCAACUAUGGAACAUCAAUCUGAUAAAUUGUUAAUUUCAGGAGUUGAAAAAGAAUCUAUUAAUGAGAAAGAUAGUUAUUUUGAUUCUUAUUAUCUCUUGCGAUACUGAGAUCCAAAAAUGUUAUUUGAACUUUUAUCAGUUUCCAAUGAUAAUAUUGGGAUAUUCUCUCUUGGAGAAAAUCCGAUAUUAACAGAAGAGACAAAAGAAGGCAUCCGUCUCUCAACUUGAGAGGAGAUUAGAUCUUGAAUUUUUAAGUCGUAUUACUUAAUUGAGAGAAUCUACAGCAAAAAGGAAUUAUUUCAAAGUUUGAAUCUUUCAAAAGAAAAUAAUGAUUUAUCAGAUAUCGAUAUUUUUAAUCGUAAUGCUAAUGCUAGUGAAAUUGGGAGUACUUUUAAAAGCUUGGACUCUAUUAAGGAAAAUGAAAUUCUUGAAUCUUAUGGCUUAGAAAAGAUUAAAAUUCAUCAAUCCAAAGAAUUUUUGCUUGAUAAUAAGAGAAAUCCAAGGAACUUAUAACUGAUGUAAAUAUAGAAGCUGCCAGUUGCCAACAUUAUGCAAAAUGAGAUAAAGAAUCCUUCUACUACCUGCCUGAACUAGGAAUCCAACUCUGAUUCAAGCAUAACUUUCAUAUUUCUUAUAUGUUGUGUACUGAAUAUAUCCCACUCUUCAAACUAGAUCUCAGACAGACUUUAGAAAUAUUUCAUCUCCUUCAAAAUGAAGUAUUUAAAGACCCAUACUGAAGAGAUUCUGAGCUAAGUUCUAAACUUGAAGAUCUAAUUAUGAAACCAAAUUUGCUUGAGCAUCCUUUUCCUCAUGAACACUUUAUUGUCCUUCAAAAUGAAAUAUUGAUGAAUUUGACACAAUGAUAUGAGCCUUCCAGUAAAGUGAGAGAUUUUUAUAAUUUUGAAAAAAUUUUAUUAGAUCCAAUUCAAAAUCUUUGUGGUUUAGAUAUUAAAAAGCAAGCAAAUUAUUGGAUCCCAACUUCGAACUACUAUGAAAGUAAUCCUAAUUUUAUCAAGAAUAUGCUAAAAAUAGAGAUUCUCGAAGAUAUCAUGGAAAACAAGCUCCCAAAAUACUUGAGGAAGAAACAAGUUGAUUCAGAAAUAGAAGAAAUUAUAGAGUGUUUAAGAAAAGAUGAUAUUCAUAAAGAGCUUGAGUCUAAUAUAGAAAAUAUUGAAUUCAAAAUUGAUAUCAUAUCUCCACAAAAAGACAAGAAUGAUUGCUUUACAGAUAUUGCACCUAACAUGCAAAUGAGAAUAAAUUGUCAAAACAAAUCUAAAAAAGCAUGUACAAAGAAAUAUUCGGAUAUAUAUGAAGAGCCAUUUGAACCUUCUUUCGGCCCUUCUGAUUUUAUAACAAAGGAGAAGGUUCAAGAAAAGACUAACUCUAGAAAAAUUAGUCCAGAAAAAGAUUUAGCCCAAGAACCCAAAAGAGAUUUCCAACAAGGUGAAAAUAAUUAUGAUAAUAUCAAAGAUCAUUCACUUUCCAAGGUUCCGUUUGGUAAAAACGAUAAAGACUUUAACAAUGGAUUUUUAUAUUCAGAUGGUUCUGAUUCUGAAAUAGGGACAUAUAGUGAAAUUUUGAGAAGUAUUAAUGAAUAUGAAAAUCUUAAUCAUUCUUCUCUUGGCUCAGAAUCUAUAAAAUUUUCUGAAUCUAAUGCGAAAGAGGAAUGCAAGGCUCAAAACCUCGAAUAUUCUAAGGCAAAUCAUCUAAAAUACUCAGAAGAAAUUGAUUCAAUUGAAAACAAUACUGAAAGGGAUAUCAAAGACCUUAUUGGGGAAGCUGUUCAAGCAGUUUAUACGCAAAGAAAAAGAUGUUCCAUAGAAUUCGAUUACGGAUCUCUUUCUGAAUAUUUUAUAAACAAAGAGUUAUAUAAAAGGAAAUUAUGAGAUCCAAACGAUCCAUUGCUUUCUCGAUAUGACCUUUCUGAAUUUGAAGAAUUCAGAGAGUUUGCUUCAAAUACAAGGUGGGAAGAUCAAAUAUCAAUAUCCUCUCAGGAUAAAAUUAUGGCUAAAUUAGACACAGGAGAGAAUAUAGAAAAUCUUUCAUUAAUUAAAACAAGGUUAUGUGAGUUUGAGACAUUAGAAUUGGAGAUUACUGAAGAGAAAUGCGACACUGUCAGAAAUUUUUUGACCAGUUAUUUUCCUGAAAACUGUCAAUGCUUUAAACUUUCUACAACUAGUUUAAAUAAUCAAAUUAAGUUCUAUUUUUAAAGCACUAAUCGAAUUGAACUUCAGAGUCACUGAAAAAUUAGAUAUUCUCGAUUGGAAACUAAGUCAACGCCAAAUGAUGACUGUUUUUCAGGAAUUCAAGCAUAUCCGCGCUUUAAAAUUUCAGGACUGAAUAUUUGAUCUUAAAUCUGUCCCAAAAUUUAGAAGUUCUCUUGAAGGAUCAAAAGUAAAGACGAUAGAAUUGAAGGAAAAUGAAUAUGGAGAGAAUGGCUAUAAAGUUAAUCACUUAAUUGAAGGAUUAUCUCAGUCUAAUGGCUUUCUUCAAAAUUUAGACACUAUUCGUAUUUAUGGAGAGGUAAAUACUGAAGAAACAAAAAAAAUCUUGAAGGAAUAUGCUGAUACUGUACAAUUAGACAUUAAUCUUACGAACUAUUGCUCUGGUAUUGAGUAUUCUAUUAGUGAUCCUGAGUCUAUUGCCACUAGUAGUACAUAUUUUGAUUUUAGUAUUAUAGAUAUUGAACAAAAGGAACAUAUUGAACAAAUGGAACAUAUUGAAAAAAUUGAACAUAACGAUCUUAUCUCUAUUUGUCAUUAUUCUGAAUGUUAUCGUAGAUGUUGAAUUGACUCCGAUCUUAACAAUAGUUUCUGUACCGUAUAAGUGGUACUGAAUUUGAUUCGGUCUAAUAAUAUCAGCACUUAAAUUUAAAAUAGGGCUCAAGUCUAAACUAUAGUAAUCCCUAUCCUAAUUCGUAAUGGCAGCACUUUCUUGUUGAUGUACUU